AUGGAAAAUGGUCCUAUUCCAUGUUCCCCCGCCUCACCACAUCUUCCCCCGCCUCACCACAUCUUCCCCCGCCUCACCACAUCUUCCCCCGCCUCACCACAUCUUCCCCCGCCUCACCACAUCUUCCCCCGCCUCACCACAUCUUCCCCCGCCUCACCACAUCUUCCCCCGCCUCACCACAUCUUCCCCCGCCUCACCACAUCUUCCCCCGCCUCACCACAUCUUCCCCCGCCUCACCACAUCUUCCCCCGCCUCACCACAUCUUCCCCCGCCUCACCACAUCUUCCCCCGCCUCACCACAUCUUCCCCCGCCUCACCACAUCUUCCCCCGCCUCACCACAUCUUCCCCCGCCUCACCACAUCUUCCCCCGCCUCACCACAUCUUCCCCCGCCUCACCACAUCUUCCCCCGCCUCACCACAUCUUCCCCCGCCUCACCACAUCUUCCCCCGCCUCACCACAUCUUCCCCCGCCUCACCACAGGUGUGUGAGCUUGGAUGGCGAUGCAGACCGCCUCGUUUACUUCUUCCACUCUCCACCCUCACCCACCACCACCACCACCACCACCACCACUGCCACUGCCACAGCGUCACAACCCGCCUGCACCCCUGACUCUGCUCCGCCUACCUUCCACCUGCUAGACGGGGACAAGAUCGCAGUGCUCUUCACCUCCUUCCUCCUGGGGUGUGCGGCGGCAGUGGCGCGCACGGGAGUGAAGCACGUGCAUGCGGUGGCGGAGCAGUGGGACGUGGGCGUGUACUUUGAGGCCAACGGGCAUGGCACGGUGCUGUUUGCGGAGGAGCUUCUGGCGUGGCUGCAGGCGCAGACUGAGAAGGGACUGCCGGAGGGAUCGGGUGAGUUGGAGAAUGCAGUGUGGUGUGAGAGUGUGGUGUGGGAGUGCGGCAGCGUGCAUGCUGUUUUGUUGGUGGGGGAAGGGAAUACGGUGGAAGGGCUGGUCGUGCUGCGCUGGAAGCUGCAGGGCACAUGGCUACAAGGGGAUGAGCACUCACUACAGCGCCUAACAGCGCUGAGUGCGCUGUGCAACCAGGCAGUGCGGGACGCCCUGGCGAGUACUGAGCCGCCUAAGAACUCCUUGAAUCUCCCUCUCCCAUUUCCCUUCCACUCUUCCCCUCUCCCCCACCCAGCCCUGCAGCGCCUGGCAGCACUGAGCAUGCUGUGCAACCAGGCGGUGGGGGACGCCCUGGCCAGUUCCCUGCAGCGACUGGCAGCGCUGAGCAUGCUGUGCAACCAGGCGGUGGGGGACGCCCUGGCGAACGUGCUGGCAGUGGAGGCGGUGCUGCGCUGCCACGGCUGGUCGCACCAUGAGUGGAGCCGCAUGUACCACGACCUGCCCUCGCGCCAACUCAAGGUGCGAGUGGCAGAGCGCGGCAUGUUUGUGCCGUGUGGCGAUGACACCAGACUACUGGAACCCACUUCUCUGCAGGCCACCAUCGAUGCCGCUGUUGCGGGAGUGGCGGGAGGGCGAGCGUUUGUGCGGCCGUCAGGCACGGAGGACGUGGUGCGCGUGUAUGCAGAGGCCGCCACCCAGGAAGCCGCAGAUGCUCUUGCUCGCACCGGAAGCAGCGAUGGACACGCGGGCGUCGUCGGUGCCAUCACGGUGGCCAAUCCCCACAACUCCAUCCCCGUAACCAGCACUACUGGCAAUCCUGGUAUCAUGCCUGGCGGCGGCAGCCCCACCUCAGCCAACAACACUGCUGGGGUCCCUGGCGUGCCCUUCAACACCACUGGCUGGAUGCACCCUGGCGGCCCCAGCCCUCCCCCUCCUCCUUCCCCCCCUCCUUCUCCGCCUCCUUCUCCGCCUCCCUCUCCCCCUCCUCCUUCUCCCCCCCCUCCUUCCCCUCCUCCUUCCCCCCCUCCCCCUUCGCCUCCCCCUCCGUCUCCCCCUCCGCCUUCCCCUCCCCCUCCUUCCCCUCCUCCCCCUUCCCCUCCCCCUCCCUCUCCACCUCCGUCUCCCCCUCCGCCUUCCCCUCCCCCUCCCUCCCCGCCUCCUCCCCCUCCAUCCCCUCCCCCUUCCCCUCCUCCCUCCCCUCCGCCGCCUCCCCCACCGCCCGCACCGCGCAUCACCCCCACGGUCACCGUGGCACAGGAUGGUUCCGGGGACUUCCUCGCCGUGCAGGAUGCGAUUAAUGCGUACCCGGUGGGGUUCAAGGGGCGUUAUGUGGUGUUCAUCCGGCCGGGCUUGUACCGUGAGAAGGUGUUGGUCAACUCCACCUGCAAGAACGUCACCCUCCUGGGGCUCACUUCCGCAUCCACCAUCAUCUCCUGGAACGACAAUGCCACUGUCGGCACCUUCCAGUCCGCCACUGCUGCUGUGGAGGCGAGUGGCUUUGCGGCCAUCGGCAUUCGCUUUGAGAACACGGCGGGGAAGAUAGGGAACCAGUCAGUGGCGUUCAGGCAGACGGGCGACAACGCCGCUUUCUACGAGUGCGAGUUCCUCGGCUGGCAGGACACACUCUACACGCAUGGUGGGCGGCAGUACUACCGUAACUGCUACGUCAACGGGACGGUGGAUUUCGUCUUUGGCAACGGCGCGGCUGUGCUGGACAACUGCACGUUUGUCAUCCGCUCGCACUCCAAAGCGCCGCUCACGGCGUCGGGGCGAACCAACUACACGGAGAACACGGGCAUCGUGAUCCUCAACUCCGUCAUCAAGGGCGACCUUGUCAACAAGACGUACCUCGGCCGCCCCUGGAAGCCCUAUGCGCGAGUGGCUGUCAUCAACACCACAAUCAGCAACGUGAUUAAUACAACUGGCUGGCUGGACUGGAAUGGUGUAGUGUACAACACUACUACGUACAUCGAGCAAGGCAACAGUGGCCCCGGGUCGGUGGGGCCGCGCAUAGCGUGGGCACUGCCAGGCAUCGUGACUGACCCUGCCCUGGUCGCCAUGUACUACCCCAACAGCUUCCUCGCCCCCUUCUCCUCCAUCGCCAACCUCAUUCCCUUCCCCUGGCUCUAA
Closterium sp. Naga37s-1 is the source of this 2979-nucleotide messenger RNA. NCBI's taxonomy places the organism in Eukaryota, Viridiplantae, Streptophyta, Zygnematophyceae, Desmidiales, Closteriaceae. The record is from the annotation of a GenBank genome assembly.